GGCUCGGCCACGUAAAACGGCGCGACAUCACGUACGUCUCGUCUCUCCCCAUGCCGUUGGGCAUACGUCGAAAGCAGGCUGGUGGAGGGAAGAACGAAGUGUAGGGGGAGGGUAGGAGGGAGAGGGGCCACGUAACGCGCACCGGUACGCAUCGUUAGCGUCGCACGAUUAUCGUCAUCGGCGAGUGGCGCCUAGUCGGCGAUAUCAGUUUGCGGUUCCCGACGAUCGGUCCCGGUCGCCUCUCGUUUACUGGUGUUGCUACGCCGUUACACGCCGAGUUAUAGUCGUAGGUUGCGUUCGAUCCGUGCGUACGCGUACGUUACUCACGAAAAGUUCGGGAACGCGCACGUCCUUUCGGAUUAUCUCUUUCUCUCUCUCUGUCCCGGCGCGUGACGUUCGUAACCUCUCGUCUUCCACGGCGACACUCCUCGCCCGCUGGGUAGAUAGAUCGGUCGAUCGGUUGGUCUGAGUUGGUCAAGAUGGCCGAGAAGAGCGGCUCGCCGGCCGCGGGCCAGGAACAGCAGCAACCGCAGCAGCAAUUCUUGUCCGCCUUCAUCACCGAGAUUGUCAAGAGCCCGCUGAACCUCGCCCUCGUGGGCGUGAUCGCCGUUCUGGUGUACAAGAUCCUCAAGAGCCGCGCGCAGACCGAGGAACCCGUGCAGGAGGUGAAGAAGCUGCCGAAGCUGCGACGCGAUUUCACGAUCGAGGAGCUGACCAAGUACGACGGCAAGGGCCCGGACGGCCGGAUACUGGUCGCCGUCAACGGCAGCGUGUACGACGUCACCAGAGGCGCCAAGUUCUACGGCCCUGGUGGACCUUAUGAAGCAUUCGGUGGUCGGGAUGCUAGCAGAGCGCUGGCAAGGUUUGCGGUGGAUGCAGCGACAGACAAAUACGAUGACUUGAGUGACUUGAACACAACAGAAAUGAAUUCCAUCAAAGAGUGGGAGGAACAAUUCAAAGAGAGAUACGAUUAUGUUGGAAAAUUAUUGAAGCCUGGUGAAGCGCCUACAAAUUAUUCCGAUGAAGAGGACGAGGGUAGUCAACAGGAGACUGAAACAAAAUCGGAGAGUUACGAUACAGAAAAAACAGAUAAUAGUGAUACCACCGGAAAAUCCAAGAGCGAUUGACCACAUGAUCGUACAUUGAAGGCAAAACUGUUUCAGGAGCAUACUACGCACACGCUGUUGUUACAGAAAUCUUUGAAAUUGUCGCUCAUGAAUAUAUUUCUGGACGUUUGAUCGAAUAUUUUAUUACUUCAUAACUAUAAUCGAAUAAAGAGGCGAAAUGCCGGCUUUUAAUCGUGUUGGAUGUACACAAAAAGAGAUUUCCGAAAAAGCUGGCGAGUCGUAUAUGAGAACUUUAUUUCAGCGUCCAACUGCCAAUCAGCGUGGACGCACUGUCGUAUCUUUUAAUAUUUUUUACAUAUGUACAAAAGAUUUUCUACAGCCAAGCCGAAACAAUGGCAAGUAACAAUGUAGCAUAUUCCAUUAUAAACAUUUCUCGUUGAAUUACCGAUUGUACUCUGUUGUACAACAACAUGGUGAUGCGUUUAUAUCCGUGCUCGCACGGAGUACGGCAAUCCAAUAGAAAGCUUCUGACAUGCAUUUGGAGUUUAGCUUUAAGUCUGCUCUACGGAAUUAAGUCUACUCGCAGUUCCGCGAUCAAAACAAAAAAAAAAGAACUACACUACCGAAUUACGGAAGAAGAGGAUCACACAAAGACGUAUUCACUUCGGAAACGCUUGCGAAUAAUCCGAUUAACGCUUGUUAACUCGGAUGAAGCGCUGAAUAGCGCAUAGUUACAUAUAUUUAUGUUAUAUUUUUAAUAUGCGAUCGUAUCAGGCACGUGAUAUUAUUACCAAAUAAUGAAAAUCAAGUACACUGCGUUUCAUUAAUCGAAUCUUUUUUGAGUGCAAAAGUUCGUAUCAUUUCUAUGUUCCCGUUUGUAUAUCCGGAUUUGUAUUCCGGAUGAGCGAGAGAGAUACAUACUUGACUAUGUACAUCUUUUUGCAUUCAAAAAGGAAAUUAAUAAAACACAGAUACACUGAGUUUGAAAGUCUUUUUCUCGCUUGCAUCGCAACCAACGCGAAAAGUCUCAAUGAUUAUGCAUUUUCUGCUAAAGUUUUAAUCGCUGAAACAGUACCAGAAGUAAAUCGUGCAUAACGCGUGCGUCUCCCAACGGUUUAUUUUAUGCGCGUGAAGAUAACAAAUAUAUGAAACUUCCGCGGUGAAUUCUGGCAUUGUAAAAUUUCGUUACAAUAAGAUAUUGUACGUUCACAAGUAUUCGCAUACUUCGGUGCAGCAUUGUCUCAACACAGUGCAUCAAUUUAUUAAUGCUGUUCAAUGGCUUUAUUCACCAAUAAAAUAUGGUUUUGGUAAAUAGCUAUACCUGAGAAUAAGUUUAUAAAUAAAGAUUAAUAUCAAAGUUGUGUUAUAUGUAUAUACAUAUACAUAUAUACAUUUCUAUAUACACAUAACAUUGCAUGUGCAUUUCCUGUAUAAUUUAAAAUUCCGUCGGUGUAAAAUUUGUAUUUUAUAUCUUGUUGGCAUUUAAAGAGGCAAGAAAGUUAUUUAUUGUAUUUCACGCGUCAUGUUAGUUACAUGAAAAAUGGUGUAUAUAAACUUAUCAUGGUUAGAUAGAAUUGAUUGUGGUAAAUAAAGUUUUAUUAUUGUUUAUAUUAAU
Molecule: messenger RNA, 2682 nt
Organism: Pogonomyrmex barbatus (red harvester ant)
Lineage: Eukaryota; Metazoa; Arthropoda; Insecta; Hymenoptera; Formicidae
Gene: MSBP
Product: membrane steroid binding protein
Cellular component (GO): membrane; endoplasmic reticulum; endomembrane system
Source: RefSeq, a predicted model, not a curated record